Messenger RNA from Armigeres subalbatus, 826 nucleotides. Its product is annotated as trypsin-7-like. Lineage: Eukaryota; Metazoa; Arthropoda; Insecta; Diptera; Culicidae. Gene Ontology annotation, biological process: proteolysis. Gene Ontology annotation, molecular function: serine-type endopeptidase activity. The record is from RefSeq and is a predicted model, not a curated record. The coding region runs from base 8 to 757 and encodes 249 amino acids. The transcript has a single exon.
AGUAGCAAUGGCCACAACCAUCACUUUCUUACUUAUUGCAUUCAGUUUUCCACAAUGGGUCACAUCAGGAAAAAUUGUUGGAGGAUAUGUAGACUUCAUCCAAAAUGUUCCCUAUACAGUUUCUUUGAUUAAACCAAAUUCGGGUCAUUUUUGUGGCGGAACUUUAAUUUCGAGUGAAUGGGUCGUAACGGCAGCACAUUGUGUUUAUAAAGUAAGCCCGGAUGAUCUGGACGUUCGCAUUGGUUCCAGCUUUCGGAGCAAGGGUGGCGUGAUUCGAGAAGUGCAACAAGUUAUUGUUAGUGAGCGGUACUACCCCACAUUGUCAAUGGACUACGACGUGGCUGUUCUGAAGCUGAAGCAACGCGUAUCCAAUAUAUUUGAUUCUAUCAAUUGGGUACGCAUGGCCGAUUCCAAUAGCAAGUAUUAUGCCGGCAUGUUAUGUCUCGUUUCCGGUUGGGGUAAAACCAAGGACCCAAACCAGUCGAACAACCAGAUCAAAAGUGCGAUGGUUGAGUAUAUCGAAACGAAUACCUGCAGACGAUUGCUGCAACCGAGUGUAAUUACUGAAAGAAUGAUAUGUGCUGGUGGUCAGCGAGACGAUGCCUGCCAGGGAGAUUCAGGAGGACCACUGGUUUGCGCCGGGCUGCUUGUGGGAAUCGUAUCCUGGGGUAAAGGUUGUGGUAAUUUAAAAAGUCCUGGGGUGUACACAUACGUUCCAGAAGUGAGAAAUUGGAUUUAUGAAAAAACAGGUGUAUGAUUAAGUUUAUGAAAUUUGAACAAGUUGGUCAAUAAUAAAACAGAUGGAGAUGCUUGUCUAUGUAUCCUU